CAACAACUUGCAUUCCUCACAUUUCUUGUAGUCUUAAAUCUCUCUCAUAAUCAUCUUGUUGGAUGCAUUCCCAAAGGAAAACAAUUUGAUACGUUUGAUAACUGUUCAUACCAAGGGAAUGAUGGGUUACGUGGAUUGCCACAAUCAAAUGAUUGUGGUGACGAUGAUGGGGUACCACAAGCGACAACUCCAGUUGAGCUAGAUGAUGAAGAAGAAGAAGGAGAUUUGAUCAGCUGGCAAGCGGUUCUCAUAGGUUUCGGUUGUGGUCUGGUUAUUGGACUGUCCAUAAUAUACAUAAUGUUGUCAACUCACUAUCCAGUAUGGUUUUCGAGGAUCGCUGUAAAAUUUGAACGCAGAAUUGUUACGAGAAUGAAAAGAUAUUAGUGCGUAACUUGUAUAAACUUUACUGGAAGAGAAGUAUAUGAUUUUAUUGAUAUGUAUGUGUAUAUGUACAAGAGAACACAAAACAAAAAAAGGAAAGAAUCAACUAAUAAAGAAUUGUGAUCUUCUCCUAAAUAGAAACUAAAUCACUAUACUGAGAUAUGGAAGAUUAAUCAUGAGAUAUCUUAGUAUCAAUCAAGAGAUAUUGCUAAUAUGCCCCCGCAAGAUGGUAGAUCGAUCCGAUAUACCAAUCUUGGACCUUAGUGCUUCGAAUGGAGCUUUCCGAAGCGGCUUGGUCAGAAGAUCAGCCAGUUGGUCUUGGGAUGAGACAUGAGAAGAAGGCCUUGAUGGCAGAAAUUUCGAACAAAAUGUCGGUCAAUCUCAAUGUGCUUCAUUUUGGAAAGAAAAACUGGUUUAGCACACACAUAAGUCGCGCCAAGAUUGUCACAGUAGAUAACUGGUGGUUCCUUGAGAUACAUAGAUAACUCUUUAAGCAAAUUACGGACCCAACAAAUUCCAGCUGAAGCUAAAGUAAUAGCAUGAUAUUCAGCUUCUGUGGAUGAGCGAGCAACAGCUCUUUGCUUCUUAGAACUCCAUGAGAUCGGAUUGGAGCCUAAAAACACAAUAUAUGCAGUAGUAGAGGAGGAUCUUCACGAUUACCUGCCCAGUCUGAGUCAGAGAAGGCGUGCAGAUUUAAUGACUUGCCUUUCCGAAGAAACAGGCCAUUAGCAGAUGUGCCAGCAAGAUAGCGAAGAACUCGUUUUACAAUAGCCCAAUGUGUAGUCGUUGGAGCACUUGUAAACUGAGACGAUUUGCUUACAACAAAGGCCACAUCCGGUCUGGUAAUGUGGCCAUUCUCAUAAAUGCUAGUUAUGCUGGCCAAUUUACUACUCAGCUCUUCCGUAAAACAACAAUAGCUGGCUUUCAAUCUUCUCGACCACAAUGUUAAAAAUGUACAUGUUUUCAAUAUAACACAUUAUAUUGUCAAGUAGAAUGGAGCCAUGGAAAGACCUGAGCGGGAAAGUAGUAAUGGUGACAUGGGCGUCCUCUGGAAUAGGGCGAGAGUUGUGUCUCGACUUGGCCAAAGCCGGUUGCAGCAUCAUCGCUGCUGCUUGUCGUAUUGACAGACUGAAAUCUCCUUGCAACCACAUUAAUUCAGAGGGUCUCCAGCGAGCAUUCUCUCUCGAGCUUGAUGUCACGUCCAAUGGUGCAACUAUUGAGGCUGCUGUACAAAGAGCGUGGGAUGCCUUUGGACGUAUUGAUUCCUUGAUCAACAAUGCCGGCCUUAGAGGUAAUCUUCAAACAUCUAAAAGAUAAUUAAGUUACUAAAAGAGUAAUCUCUAGAAAAAGUGUAUUUUUCAAGUGAGAUGUCACACACUUGAAGGGAGCCUUGGAGUAACUGGUAAAGUUGUUGCCAUGUGACCAUGAGGUCACUGCUUCAAGUCUUGGAAACAGUCUCUGGCAGAAAUGCAAGGUAAGACUGCGUACAUACACCCUUGUGGUGGGGCCCUUCUUCGAACCUUGCUCAUAGCAGGAGCUUCAGUGCACCGGGAGUACAGUACGGAAACAAAUGUAAGUGUUGAUGAGCAUUUUUAAACCAUCAAUCGAGUUGUUCAAAGCUUAUUUCUUGCCCCAACGCUUAUGUUGUUCAAGCUUCCAAUUAUAGACCCUGCUGCUACUCAGCAGCAAUCUGAUGAAGGAUGUUGUUUUCAGUGAUGCUAGCUGCUGUCAGCUUGGCAGUUCUUUUUGGUCUUGAUUUUUUUUUUGGAAUCUGUAGAUUAUUUUGCUGUAAGUUCUAGAUCUUUAGAAGGUAGUUGUAGUGUGUGGUGGUGCAUAAUUUCAGCACAACAUUAGGAGCCAUGUUUCCAGGUUUUGAGGGAUAUUUCAAACCACUUGUGUUAUAUAUUUUGCUGUAUGCUGUAUGAAUGUAGAUUACCGCUACUUCUCAGAUUUUUUCUCUUCUUUUUCAUGUCUGUUUUUUUUUCUCGAUUGAUCUUUAAGGGACAGUUUUUCUGAACGAAAAAAAAAAAAACAGCAAAGUUCACUGUUAUGAUCCAUUGCAAAGUCCCACGUCGGUACUACAAAGUAUUGGUGUAGGGUAUUUAUAACCUUGGUCUCUCCCACCUUAAUAGCUAGCUUUUAGGGUGCCGUUUUCCCAAGGUUGUAACUCUGGUAUCAGAGCCACCCAUCACCCUUCGCGCCCAUCGUGCCUAGGAUGGUGACGUCCGUAUCACAAUGUUCGGCUGGGGCGAGUAAUGUUUAGCGCACAACCAUCGAGGCACUUGGGCACCUCACUCGAAAAGGGCUACCUGGAAAAGAGCUACCUACAUAAGUAGAGUGAAAGCUACCCAGAGUGGAGCUGUCGAGGACGAUGGAUGCAAAGCGUGGUGGUUUGUUAUGAUCCAUUGGAAAGUCCCACAUCGGUACUACAAAGUAUUGGUGUGGGUUAUUUAUAACCUUGGGCUCUCCCACCUUAAUAGCCAGCUUUUGGGGUGCGGUUUUCCUAAGGUUGUAACAAUCACCCAACAAGAUUAACUUGUUCAGGUCUUUUUUUGACAUGGCAUCCAUCACCUCUUCUCUUUCACCUCCUAUCUUUAAUGGCGAGAAUUACCAAGUUUGGACUGUGAAGAUGAAGACAUACUUGAAAGAUCUUGGUUUAUGGAAGUAUGUUGAGGAAGACAAUGCUCCAGAAUCUCUAAGAGCAAACCCAACUCUUCAGCAGUCUUUAAUGGCGAGAAUUACCAAGUUUGGACUGUGAAGAUGAAGAAAUACUUGAAAGAUCUUGGUUUAUGGAAGUAUGUUGAGGAAGACAAUGCUCCAAAACCUCUGAGAGCAAACCCAACUCUUCAGCAGAUCAGAAAUCGUGAAGAAGAGAUUACAAAAGGUCCAAAAUCCUUGUCUUUCAUUCACGUAGCCGUCUCCGAAUCAAUUUUUACAAGGAUAAUGGCAUGUGAAACUGCCAAAAAAGCUUGGGAUAUGCUAAAGCAAGAAUUUCAGGGGAGUGAUAGGACAAGACAAAUGCAAAUAUUGAAUCUAAGAAAAGAAUUUGAGAUGUUAAAGGUGAAAGAGAUUGAAAAAGUGAAAGAUUAUAUUGAUAGGAUCAUGAAAAUUGUUAAUCAAAUUCGAUUGUCGAGAGAAAAAGUAGAAGAGCAGAGGAUUGUUGAGAAGGUGAUGGUGACAUUCCCAGAAAAGUUCGAAGCAAAAAUCUCCUCAAUAGAAGAUACUUGGGUUAUGUCUCAUGUCACGUUGAAUGAACUAUCAAAUGCUCUUCAAGCUGUGAAGCAAAGAAAAGCUUUUAGAGGGGAAGAGAGUUCAAAUGAAGUUGCUCUUGUGGCUACUCAAAAGUCUAAAGCUCAGUCUGAUGGUGAAUUAAAAGGGCAAUUAAAUAGAAGACAUGGAAAGGAGAAGAAGGAGCAAUAUAACAACAAAGGGAGAUAUAGAAGAUCGAAGUAUCCACCUUGUCCCUAUUGUAAAAAGGCCAAUCAUACAGAAAAGUUUUGUUGGUACAGACCUAGAGUUCAAUGCAAGGACUGCAAACAGUUUGGUCAUGUGGAUAAGGUUUGCAAAACAAAUCAAGCCCGACCAGCUCAAAAAUGUUGAAGAUCAUGAAGAGAAGUUGUUUGCAGCUUCUAUUAUUGGAGAAUGCAAUAUAGCAUCUCAAGAUCAUGAUGUGUGGCAUGUUGAUAGUGGAUGUACACAUCAAAAACACCUUAUAGCCUUUACCUAAGGUUGGAUACAUCUCACUCCCACUUUCUCACUUAUUUAUAAAGAAAAUAAAAAUAAAAAUUGAGGAUACUAGAAAGGGAAAUGGAAGAGGAGAUUACGAGGUGGUGAAUUGAAUAUUUGAACCGUCACCAAUAAGGUGAAAGUUCAGAUAGUCAAACAAAGAGAAGGUAAUGGUUUGACCACUCAUCUUUUUUAUUUUGGGGACUAUAACCAUCUAAUAUUCGGAACUUGUUGGUCUAAUUAGUCAAGGUUUGCGUGGCUAUUAUUCGAUUUAUACCGCAUACAAAAGGACCCUUAGAUCAAAAUACCUUUAAAGAAGAAAAAAAAUAAAAAAUCUACACAAUUUGACCUGGCGCUACGCGGGCAUAGUUGUGUACACCUAUUUUUAUAGCAACUCAAUUUUCGGCCAUCCUCUUCUUUUUCAAAGCUGGCGUAGUGCGGUCCUAAUAGCAUGGUUGCGUUGUUUUUCUAUGGAAUCUCGAUUUUCUUCAUUAUUUUACACAUAUUUAAUUAAUUUAUGAACCCCAAACUCGAUUUUGAUUACUUUUCUUAGGCUUCUACUCAGACUUUGAAGCUCCAAAGUAGUCAUUUUAGCUCAAAUAUCAUUCUACACAAAGAAUCACACAUAAUAAGCUAGCACACAAAUAUAAUUGUAAUCAAAUAGUAAUAAAAGAAUAUAUAUGAAGGAUAAAAUUAAUAUAUCCCCACUUAGUCAAGUCGUUGUUCGACAUUUAAACAUUGACAUCAAAAUAUAUGGAUAUAUGUUCGAUUAUAAUGUAUUUAUAUAUUCGGUUUGGUUCGAUUUUUAAUCUUUUUAAAUACAUAUUUGGUACAUCGCUAAUAUGUUUAUUGUUAUUCUAUGUUGGACCAGUACUGUACCCUUGAUUUAUGCAAGGACUAAACUAUAGGACACAUGUUAUUAAUAUAUAAUUAAAAUAUUGAUUUUAUUUUAAAAAUAUAUUAGACCAAAUAGCGAUAUAGCAACGCCAUUGGACACCAUGUUAUUAAUAUAUAAUUAAAUAUUAAUUUUAUUUUAAAGAUAUAUUAGACCAAAUCAAUGUUCAGUAAUCAAAAGUCUACUUUUGGCUCUAUGUGGCACACCACACAUGGUGGUUGUGAUUGUAAUUUCGAUAUCGGAUUUGAUUAUUGGCACGUCAUGAAAGACUCCUUGAUAUCGAUUAUGGUAGGUGCCAUUAUGAAUCAAAAAUCGGUUGGACAUUUUCAUAAAUGCUAGUUAAUAGUUAUGCUGGCCAACUUACUACUCGAUUCCUUCAUAAAACAUAACUCGAUAUACUUGGAACCGUUAUAUUUUAAGUAGUAGAAUGGAACCGUGGAAGGACCUGAGAGGGAAAGUGGUGAUGGUGACCGGCGCAUCCUCUGGAAUAGGGCGAGAGUUGUGUCUCGACUUGGCCAAAGCUGGUUGCAGCGUCAUUGCUGCUGCUCGUCGUAUUGACAGGCUGAAAUCUCUUUGCAACCACUUUAAUUCAGAGGGUCUCCAUCGAGCAUUCUCCCUCAAGCUUGAUGUCACGUCCAAUGGUGCAACUAUUGAGGCUACUGUACAAAGAGCUUGGGAUGCCUUUGGACGUAUUGAUGCCUUGAUCAACAAUGCUGGCUUUAGAGGUAGUGUGAGCUCUCCACUAGAAUUGUCAGAGGAGGAGUGGGAUCAUACCAUUAAGACGAAUCUUCGAGGGGCAUGGUUGGUGUCCAAAUAUGUUUGUAGAUGCACGCGCGAUGCUAAAUUGAGCGGAGGAUCUGUUAUUAAUAUCUCUUCAGCUGCUGGUCAGAAUUGGGUACUACUACCCGGAAGUCUUGCUUACGCUUCUUCAAAGAUGGCUCUUGACAUGCUCACUAGGAUGAUGGCACUUGAAUUGGGAGCAUACAAGAUCAGAGUGAACUCAAUAGCACCAGGAGUUUUCAAAUCUGAGAUAACGGAGAGACUUGUAGAAAAGGAAGGUUUCAAUAAUGUUAUUUUGUAAACUGUUCCUCUGAGAGAUCUUGGAACCAUCGACCCAGCCAUAACAUCACUCGUCAGAUAUUUAAUCCAUGAGUCUUCAGAAUAUGUAUCCGGCAAUAUUUUCAUAACUGAUGGUGGAGGCACCUUAACAGGUGUCUCAAUUUUCUCAUCACUCUAGAACAAGGCAAAUUCAUGAUCUAAUAAGUUCAAUGAGUUCAACCAAAGCCGAAUUAAAGAUUUUCUACAAUAGUGAUCGACCUCAAGUUAAUAUACAAUUAAUUGCUAUAUUCAUAUAUCUAAUUGUGCAUCUUGUUUGCUUCUUCUUAAUAACAAUGCAUAUUUUACUCACUGUAUUCCUUUUUAUUUCUUCUUCAACAACUAUUUGUUGCAACAGUAAUCUGACUAUUGAAACUGCCAAUGCAAAUGAGUACAAAAAGCAGUAACUAUCACCUCAAUAUUUCCAAAUUGUACAUAUUGUUAUCUGUGGUAUGCACAAAACUAACUGUGUAAGGCGGUAAAACGAUGUCGCAAUGGUGCAGCUUCGAAUUACAAGCAGAAACAUCUAAUAACUCCUUUGUUCAGAAGAUUCACACAAAGUACUAAGAUAUUCAUAUUCUAUUAGGAUAGAAAUUCAGAAGAAAAAAAAAUUAGACUUCCACUCGAGCUUCUAGUAAGACUAACUACAUGAUCUAUACAUGUAACCUAUAAGUAGGAACCAAAAGUUGUUGAGCUCAUGCUGUUACUAGACCGAAUUUCUGAGUCCUGUCAAAAUCGUCCGGCAUCAUACUAUCUGAUACCUCCCAAUCAAAGCAAUGAACCAAUUGUGCUAACACCAUAGUGAGCCCUAAUUGUAACCCAGGGCAAAACUUCUUCUGCUAGAGCCAAAUGUUACAAGUUGAACGUUAUGUCCAUGAAGAUCAAUGUUGCUAUCAACGAACCUUUUUCGCAUGCUUUAGACCACAAGAUUAAAGAGUAUUUUUUUCAUUCUACAUAUCUCAAGUUUAAGACCACAAGAUUCAAAAGUUUCUUUGCACUCAUAAACUCCGGGCCAAGUCAUACUGGACAAACAAAUUGGAAGAGUGGGAGUAUGUGUUUUGCUCUCCUUAAUUGACCACGAAGCAUGUAGUGCCGUACUUCUCCUCAAAAUAUAGUCAUUGUUGUCUCCAUUCUAACCUAAUUCCUUUGAGCGUGAUGAAGUCUUCGUGCCCCAAGCUUAAAUCGGAACUAGGUUGUGUCAAUUGGUCGGUAAUCUCACUCUAGGCUGGCCUUUAUACUUGGCCUUCUAGGCCUUUGGCAAAUCCUAUAAUUAUUUUGCAUGAGAUAUAACGACAGUAUGAACUUAUAUAUCAUAUAGGCGUGAUUGCAACUACUUAUGUGUUGUAUCACGUUGAGUUGGCACAUGGGAUAGAUUGAACUUAUAUGUAUUUAUUCCCCUCCUAAUUGUGAUCGGUAAUUAGUUUUUUGAGCUACACUGACUCUUCAUUGCCACUUUAUGAUAUGAUUUAUUUGAGUGGGAUUGGCUAAGAUGUGUUCUAGCUACUGCAGACAGAGAUUAUAGUGUGCAGACACUCAUGUUAUGCAUCAUCUAUUUUCGACCAUGCCACAUUAUCAUGUAAUGGAUGCAAUAAAAGAUAUCAAGCCAUGAAUUUAACGUUGUGACGCUGUGAAAGUUUAUUGAGAGAGUUUUUUGAUAGAGAAAUCUCGAGACGUUUGAUAACUAUUCUUGCCACUACUGCUGCUAACAUUCUCCAAAGGUUUGCUUUUGACAAUGUUUGCAAUUUUGCUUUAGGAUAUGAUCUUGGGCAGUUGUUGCCGUCAUCGGGUCCUGAUCAGGGAAAAUUUGCUGUUGCUUUUGAUGAUGAUGCUCGCCUCAGCUUCGAAAGAUUCUUUCUGAUAGUCGUACAGCUUUAGACGUUGAAUCAGAGAAGAUUAAGGGUUGCUGUGGAUCAACAAGUUAGUGAAUUGGCCAAGGAGAUUGUCAGAGGUAAACAGAGGGACCUAAAAUAAUUUUGUCAACUUGUGCUGUCAAGAUUCUUCAACAGUAGUAGAAUCGCAAGCAAAUGACUUUGUUACGGAUAUUUUUGCUCCUUUUUUUUGGCUGAUUUAUGGACAUCCUCAAGUAGAAUCUCAAAAUCUUGAAAGAAAUUAGUGGUGAUAUUAGUGAAGUUCCACGUCAAACAAGCGAAGCGACAGAAGCUGCGGGUUUUUUGCGACUUUUGGUGGGUGUUAGCCUACGGUUCGAAAGGUGGGCCCCGGCUUUGGGCAAGAUUUUGGGCGAACUUCUCGGGCAGUCCCACGUCGGCGUAUUAAGUGGAUCUGGUUGCUUUGGCAGGGUCGAUGGAGCCAUUUCCAAGUCAAACGGGUGAAACGUCAGUGGGUGUUAGCCCACGAUUCGAGGAGUGGGCUCCGGCUUCUAACAAGAUUUUUGAUGAAACUUCUCAGGCGGUCCCUCAAUGGCCUAUUGAGAGGAUGCGGUUGCUUUGGAGGGGCCGGUGGAGCCAUUUUCCAAGUCAAACGGGUGAAAUGACACGAAUUGCCAGCUUUUUGUGAUUUUUUGAGGGUGUUAGCCAAUUGCUCGAGGGGUGAGCCGGGGCUCCGGGCAAGAUUUUGGGCGAAACUUCACGAGCAGUCCCCCAUCGGCCUAUUGAGCGAAUCUGGUUAUGAUGAAGUGUGAAGAACAUGUAAACUCAUUACUCAAACAUCCCUUUGUGAAAGAAUGAGAGUUUACCCAUCAGUACCAAAUGAUAUUGAAGAAUCAAAUUAACAAGGAUGACAUGUAUAUUGCCAGUACGGUGCACUAAGCUCCUGCUAAGCGCGGAUCUCUGGAAAGUUCGGACCACAAGGUUCUAUUGUAUGCAGCCUUACCAUGCAUUUCUGCAGAAGGCUGUAGGGACUUGUGACCUCCUGAUCACAUAGCAACAACUUUACCGAUUACCUUGCAUUUUCUACAAGAGCAUGUUUCCUAUUCAAUGAGAAGGGCAGAGGGAGAGUUUAAGCCAGAGAGGUGGUUUGAUAGGGAUACGCAGCGCCAAGGAAUUGGACAUUUGUGGCCAAAGAUGCAUCUACAUAUCCUGUAUUUCAAGCAGGGCCAAGUGAAUUUGUUUGCUCAAAGUAAUGGUAUUGUUGCAAAUGAAGAGUGUGGUAGCUGUUGUAUUGAAGAGAUUCAAGGUCAUCCAACAAGGUGUUGAGCCAGUAUUUAUAUCAAAUCUCGCUUAAAGAGUUGGUGAUAGUUCAUGUUGGAAUGCAAACACUUAAUACCUCAGAUGAAAAACUCGCAAAAAAAGGUAUUCAGAUGUGUUUUUGAUCAUCAUCGCUUAAUUAUUUUUAAUUCCUUUAAUUAU
Messenger RNA from Capsicum annuum, 9402 nucleotides. Its product is annotated as gluconate 5-dehydrogenase-like. The record is from RefSeq and is a predicted model, not a curated record. The transcript has 3 exons. Bases 5430 to 6083 code for a protein of 217 amino acids. Gene Ontology annotation, molecular function: oxidoreductase activity. Lineage: Eukaryota; Viridiplantae; Streptophyta; Magnoliopsida; Solanales; Solanaceae.